UGACUGAGGAGGGACAGGCGAGACUCUAUCUCUCUCUCUCUUUCUCUCUUUCUUCCUCGAGGGGGUUCUAGCUUGAAAUCGCGAAAUUUUGCCGGUACGCGCGCGUACGCCGCCGCCGGAGUCGAUCCGUCGACGUGAGAGUGUCGGGCGACGAGGACGAGGACGUGGACGUGGACGCGCGAGGAUUCCUCGCACAACGCUCGCGAUCGUCGCUUAUUGAUUUCCGCAGGAGAGACGCCGCGCGCGUUCACCGUUUCGCUCGUCACGCGAAUUUUCGGCCGCACCGUUCGUCGCCGCGUCGCGGCGUUUCGCGUCGCGGCCCCGCGAUCGAUUCGCGCGGGCUCCUGCCCCUCGUCGCACCUGCGUGCACCUACUCUCUCUCUCUUUCUCUCUCUCUCUCUCUCUCUCUCUCUCUCUCUCUCUCUUUCUCUCUCUCUCUCUUCCUAUCUAUCUAUCUAUCUAUUUAUCUUGGUCGCCCUCUUCCCUUCCGUCUAUCUCCCUCUCUAGUUCUAUCUCCCUCUAUUUCUCUAUUCCUCUUUUUGUGCAUUCUACUGUGUCUCUCGAUCAUCCGCGAUCCGCAGCAGUAGAGCGCUCUCGAGAGGCAGCGUCUCGAGUGCCGUCGUGAAGAACCAUUGCUGGGCCGAAUCGGUGCAGUUAUACUCUUGGCACAAGGAUAACGUCAGGAUGCACGUCUUUUGCGCGACUAUGCGCCGCGUCGCGCAGCAGAUAUGAGAAGCGAGGCGAUACAAGAAACGAGCCGAAUGAUGUUCAAUUGACGAAGACUGCGCAGCGCUAGGAAUGGCCCUCUUCAGUUCCGUCUUCCUGGGUGUCUGGGGAGUGUUCGUGGUCAUUUUGAUACAAGAAUCGACACCCGUUAGCUGGGAGGAAUGGUGGACGUACGACGGUAUUUCCGGUCCCGCCUUCUGGGGUCUUAUCAACCCGGAAUGGUGGCUCUGUAACAAAGGUCGAAGACAAUCACCGGUCAAUCUCGAGCCCACUCGGCUGCUUUUCGACCCGAAUUUACAACCGCUUCACUUGGACAAACACAGAAUCAACGGUGUGUUGGCGAACACCGGCCACAGCGUUGUGUUCGCCGUGGAGAACGACACUCGCCAUCCCGUCAACAUAUCCGGCGGACCGCUCAGUUAUCGUUAUCAGUUUCACGAGAUCCAUCUGCACUUCGGCGCGGACGAUCGCAUCGGCAGCGAGCACACCGUCGACGGGCACGCCUUCCCUGCCGAGCUCCAGAUAUUCGGCUUCAACUCGCAGCUCUACAACAAUUUCUCGGACGCUCUGCACCGAGCACAAGGGAUCGUGGCGGUGUCGCUUCUUUUGCAGGUGGGCGACCUCUCGAACCCGGAGCUAAGGACGUUCACGGAGCAGCUGGAUAAAAUCAAAUACGGAGGGCAGGCCAUGGAAAUUAAACGUUUCGGAGUGCGCGAACUUCUGCCGGACACGAAGCAUUACAUGACGUACGACGGCUCCACCACGAUGCCGGCGUGUCACGAGACCACCACAUGGAUCAUCCUCAACAAGCCCAUAUACAUCACCAAGCAGCAGUUACACGCUCUAAGGCAAUUGAUGCAAGGCGACGAGAAACAGCCGAACGCGCCGCUUGCGAAUAACUUUAGACCACCGCAACCCCUUCAUCAUCGUCCAGUGCGGACGAACAUUGAUUUUAAUGUUCAGGGCCCGAAGAAUUGUCCGACGAUGAACAGGGACAUAUAUUACAAAGCCAAUAGCUGGAAAUAAUACCCAGCACUGCCGUGAGGUCGACGUUCGCAGUAACUACGCUUUUCCCCCCGGAACGAGCUGGAACUUCGCUGUAAGGAAAAAAAAUUGACAUAUCAAUUACAGGCGCGACGCCAGGUCACAAAAGUUGCGGCGGAGAAAACGCGAGGAGGGUGACCGACGGCGCCCAUGGCGUUGAGAGGUCGAGAUUAAAAAAGAAAAAAAAGAAAAAAAUGCUUCGUUGUACUUAUUAGACGUGAAUUGCCAAGUAUGUUUCCAGUUAAACAAGAAAAAAAAUCCCAGAUAUACCUAUAGAUCACAAGUUAGACGAGAUAAGCUCUAAUCGUAAGAUCUAUUAUUAUACAUAUAUCGGUAAACUAUCGAAAAAAAAGCUAUGACUAUCGUGGCCUGCGCGGGGUUUGAGAGAUGCAAUUAUAUGUAUGAAAAUUCACGCGCGACGGAGCGCGCUAUCGAGCAAAAGUUUAUACUAUAUUCUUGUAAUAAAAGCUUGAAAACGCAAA
Molecule: messenger RNA, 2252 nt
Organism: Odontomachus brunneus
Lineage: Eukaryota; Metazoa; Arthropoda; Insecta; Hymenoptera; Formicidae
Gene: CARPB
Product: carbonic anhydrase-related protein 10
Exons: 10
Coding region: 799-1752 (317 amino acids)
Molecular function (GO): carbonate dehydratase activity; zinc ion binding
Source: RefSeq, a predicted model, not a curated record